AUGGAGGGGCGCAAAUAUAUGAAUGAAUAUAUGAAUGAACACAGAGAUCCGUGGUACCCUGGCGGCGGCGGCAGGAGGCGGCAGGAGGCGGCGGCGGCAGGAAGCGGCAGGAGGCGGCGGCAGGAAGCGGCAGGAGGCGGCGGCGGCGGCAGUGCGCCCCUCCGUCGAGGGCAGCGGGAGUGGCAAGGCGCGCCUCCGUCGAGGGCAGCGGGAGUGGCAAGGCGCGCCUCCGUCGAGGGCAGCGGGAGUGGCAAGGCGCCCCUCCGUCGAGGGCAGCGGGAGUGGCAAGGCGCGCCUCCGUCGAGGGCAGCGGGAGUGGCAAGGCGCGCCUCCGUCGAGGGCAGCGGGAGUGGCAAGGCGCGCCUCCGUCGAGGGCAGCGGGAGUGGCAAGGCGCGCCUCCGUCGAGGGCAGCGGGAGUGGCAAGGCGCGCCUCCGUCGAGGGCAGCGGGAGUGGCAAGGCGCCCCUCCGUCGAGGGCAGCGGGAGUGGCAAGGCGCGCCUCCGUCGAGGGCAGCGGGAGUGGCAAGGCGCGCCUCCGUCGAGGGCAGCGGGAGUGGCAAGGCGCGCCUCCGUCGAGGGCAGCAGCGGGAGUGGCAAGGCGCCCCUCCGUCGAGGGCAGCGGGAGUGGCAAGGCGCCCCUCCGUCGAGGGCAGCGGGAGUGGCAAGGCGCCCCUCCGUCGAGGGCAGCGGGAGUGGCAAGGCGCCCCUCCGUCGAGGGCAGCGGGAGUGGCAAGGCGCCCCUCCGUCGAGGGCAGCGGGAGUGAAUGA
Molecule: messenger RNA, 768 nt
Organism: Procambarus clarkii (red swamp crayfish)
Lineage: Eukaryota; Metazoa; Arthropoda; Malacostraca; Decapoda; Cambaridae
Source: RefSeq, a predicted model, not a curated record